This is a messenger RNA of Nilaparvata lugens (brown planthopper), 909 nucleotides long. RefSeq lists its product as uncharacterized. The record is from RefSeq and is a predicted model, not a curated record. Lineage: Eukaryota; Metazoa; Arthropoda; Insecta; Hemiptera; Delphacidae. Bases 1 to 909 code for a protein of 302 amino acids. The transcript has 3 exons.
AUGGAUGAACAAAUUGCGGAUCAACGUGAACGUGAUGCACAGUUGCAGCAACCCAUUCAAAACUACGAAGUACAUCGGGUAUCUAUAAAGUUGCCACCAUUUUGGUUGGACAAACCUCGUUUAUGGUUCCUUCAGGCAGAAUCCCAGUUCACACUGUCCAACAUCGUAAACGAGAUAACCAAAUUCCAUCAUGUUGUGUCUCAAUUGGACCAACGCAUGGCAGCCGAAGUUGAGGACGUUAUUGCGAACCAUCCUCUGCUCAACCCAUACACGUUCUUGCGCGACAAGAUUAUUGAACGUUUAUCCGCGUCCGAGGAGCAACGCAUUCGACAGCUAAUCAGUACGGAGGAGCUCGGCGAUCGCAAACCGUCACAGUUUCUUCGCCAUAUCCGCUCUCUGGCGAAUGCGACAAUUUGUUGCGUCAAUUAUGGCUUCCUCGCCUUCCGCCAAAUUUUCAAACUAUUCUCGCAUCGCAACCGGAGUUGGCGCUUGACAAACAAGCUGAACUGGCUGACAAGCUUCCCCCUGGCACCAUUAAAAGAUCAGCCGCCUUACAACCUGUUCUCUCCAUAUCAAACAGACAACACUGUUGCUCUGCGCAGAGAAGCGGCCGCGCGCCACCCGUCUCCCAACACAGCCGCUGCCGCCGCCACCGCGUCAUCACGUCUUUUAGCCACCCUUUAUAAUCGUAAACGAUAUAAGAGAGAAGAAGAGAAGAUAUUGAUAACAGCAGCAACACGGCUAGCGGGACUGGUGUUACGUCAGAUUGAUCGCAGCAGUGAGAGUGAAAGAGAGAGAGCGAGGAGCAAGAAGCUAUUAGUGAAACCAGUUCAACAAGCGCUGCUCAGACACAGCUCAGUGUCGAACACGAAGAAGAAGAAGAAGGCGGCAGAAACAACAUCCGUCUAA